AUGAUGAGAGUAUUUCUAUCAACAAGUGGCAGGAGGGAGUGUGUAAGUCAAGCUGGGAAGGGAGUAAAGGACAGUGAAGAGGACAGACCAGAGGACACCAACAUGAUGGCCAUGCAGACUGAAUUAUUGUCUCUCCUUUUUCAGCUGGCUGUCUCAGUGGCGGCUCCUGUGCCGUGUGAGCAGAAAGUGUCGAGUCUGGAGGAAGAGAUUACCGGGCUGAGGAAUGUGAUCGACGACCAGCAGAGAUACAUCCAGGUGCUCCACAACCACCAGGCUCAGCUGCUGGAGCACGUCCCCAAUUCACAUCUGGGCCCACAAAACCUCUACAGAGAUUGCUCUGAGGCGUUUUCUGAAGGGAAUGUGGCCAGUGGUUUGUACGUGAUUCGGCCCGAUGGUUCGCCCACAGCGCUCAGUGUUUACUGCGACAUGAACGACGGCGGAGGAUGGACAAUCUUUCAGAGAAGAAGAGAUGGAAAAGAGAACUUUGACAGAGCAUGGGUGGAGUACAAGCAUGGAUUUGGCGACCUCCACUCUCCAGACGGAGAAUUCUGGCUGGGCAACGACGCGCUGCACUAUCUCUCCUCUCAAGGAAAGUAUGACCUGCGCAUCAACAUGGAGGACUUUGAUGGUAAAAGCCGCUUUGCAGAGUACAAGAACUUCAAAGUGGACAGUGAGAAGGACCAGUACCAGUUGCACUUAGGGGACUACAGUGGCAAUGCGGGGGAUGCCCUGGCUGACGUGCACACCAGCCAGCGUCCAGCUCCAGGCAGCGGCUUGACCAAAGUCAAAUUCAGCACCUACGACCAGCAGCCGGGUGGAGACGCCAAGUGUGUGAGGCACAGCAAGUCCGGGUGGUGGUUCAGCAGGUGCGAUUCCGGGAACCUGAACGGCCAUUACUACAAAGGACCGUACCAGGCGUUGACCGACGACGGGGUGGUGUGGUACACAUGGCACGGCUGGUGGUACUCCAUCAAAUCUGUGGUCAUGAUGGUGCGAGCCGCCGACCUGCAAAGUCCACCGGCAACGUCCCCGAGACAGUUCGACCCGAACAGAGCAGCGGGUCAUUUGACUUAUUACUCGCUUGACUGAAAUGCUGCAGACGUGGAUUGAUUUAAGGCAGGGGUGUCCAAAAUUUUUUCCACCGAGGGCCGCACACGGAAAAAUUAAAGCAUGCGGGGGACAUUUUGAUAUUUUUCAUUUUUAAACCAUAACAAAAUAUAUGGAUUUUGUUGUUUUUUUACCUUUAAGGCUACUGGGGACCAUAAAGGGUCUAAGUCAUUAAAAUGUAAAAAAAAAAAACAAGUCGUAUUAUUAUAUACCAGGGGUCACCAACCUUUUUGAAACCAAGAGCUACUUCUUGGGUACUGAUUAAUGCGAAGGGCUACCAGUUUGAUACACACUUAGAUAAAUUGCCAAAAAUAGCCAAUUUGCUCAAUUUACCUUUAACUCUAUGUUAUUAUUAAUAAUUAAUGAUAUUUACACUUAAUUGAACGGUUUAAAAGAGGAGAAAACACGAAAAAAAUGACAAUUACAUUUUGAAACGUAGUUUAUCUUCAAUUUCGACUCUUUAAAAUUCGAAAUUCAACCGAAAAAAAGAAGAGAAAAACGAGCUAAUUUGAAUCUUUUUGAAAAAAUUAAAAAAAGAAUUUAUGGAACAUCAUUAGUCAUUUUUCCUGAUUAAGAUUAAUUUUAUAAUUUUGAUGACAUGUUUUAAAUAGGUUAAAAUCCAAUCUGCACUUUGUUAGAAUAAAUAACAAAUUGGACCGAGCUAUAUUUCUAACAAAGACAAAUUAUUAUUUCUUCUAGAUUUUCCAGAACAACAUUUUUAAAAGAAAUUCAAAAGACUUUGAAAUAAGAUUUUAAAUUUGAUUCUACAGAUUUUCUAGAUUUGCCAGAAUAAUUUUUUUGAAUUUUAAUAAUAAUAAGUUUGCAGAAAUAUUUCACAAAUAUUCUUUGUCGAGAAAACAGAAGCUAAAAUGAAGAAUUAAAUUCAAAUGUAUUUAUUAUUCUUUACAAUAGAAAAAAUAAACUUACUUGAACAUUGAUUUAAAUUGUCAGGAAAGAAGAGGAAGGAAUUUAAAAGGUAAAAAGGUAUAUGUGUUUAAAAAUCCUAAAAUCAUUUUUAAGGUUGUAUUUUUUCUCUAAAAUUGUCUUUCUGAAAGUUAUAAGAAGCAAAGUAAAAAAAUUAAUGAAUUUAUUUAAACAAGUGAAGACCAAGUCUGUAAAAUAUUUCCUUGGAUUUUCAAAUUCUAUUUGAGUUUUGUCUCUCUUAGAAUUAAAAAUGUCGGGCAAAGCGAGACCAGCUUGCUAGUAAAUAAAUACAAUUUAAAAAAUAGAGGCAGCUCACUGGUAAGUGCUGCUAUUUGAGCUAUUUUUAGAACAG
This is a messenger RNA of Entelurus aequoreus (snake pipefish), 2383 nucleotides long. Its product is annotated as fibrinogen-like protein 1. Bases 1 to 1089 code for a protein of 362 amino acids. The record is from RefSeq and is a predicted model, not a curated record. Gene Ontology annotation, biological process: negative regulation of T cell activation; regulation of immune response. The transcript is spliced from 7 exons. NCBI's taxonomy places the organism in Eukaryota, Metazoa, Chordata, Actinopteri, Syngnathiformes, Syngnathidae.